Solanum stenotomum is the source of this 930-nucleotide messenger RNA. RefSeq lists its product as uncharacterized. The transcript has a single exon. Gene Ontology annotation, biological process: regulation of double fertilization forming a zygote and endosperm; double fertilization forming a zygote and endosperm; regulation of protein localization to cell surface. Lineage: Eukaryota; Viridiplantae; Streptophyta; Magnoliopsida; Solanales; Solanaceae. Gene Ontology annotation, cellular component: extracellular region; vesicle. Bases 1 to 930 code for a protein of 309 amino acids. The record is from RefSeq and is a predicted model, not a curated record.
AUGUCUUCAUCAUCGACAAGUGCCACAUUGUUAUGUUUGUUUCUGUUGUUGGGUUGCAUAGGCAUUGCUACUGUCACUGCAACCGAACCCAAAACAGAAUCGUUUGGUACUUCUUCAAUUGGAUUGUGGCCCCGAUGGUGGUGGCGUACUCACCCAAAAAUACCAUCACUACCAACUCCAUCUUCGAUUGAUAAUGCGGCUUCACCAACGCAUAUGGCUCCAUCCCCAGUUGAUGAUGUGGUUUCGCCACCACACACGACCCCGGCUCCAUCCACUUCUUGCACCAAGGUGGUCGGUUGUGCAUUAGAUUUGAUCACUUCCGUUUUCAAGCGUAGAGUUUCAUUAUCCACUCAAUGUUGCCAAGAACUUUUAACAAUUUCAGAUGAUUGCUUUUACAGAGAGUACACACACUCAAAUAGGGUACCAUUUUUCCUUGGAAAUGUGAGAAACUUUUGUAGUCAUGUUGUUGAUAAUGCGGCUCCAUCUCCAUCUCCAGUUGAUAAUGUGGGUUUACCAACUCAUGCGUCUCCAUCUCCAUCUCCAUCUCCCGUUGAUAAUGUGGCUUCACCAACUCAUGUGGCUUCACCUACUCAUGCGGUUCCAUCUCCAUCUCUAGUUGAUAAUGCAGCUUCACCAACUCAUGCGGAUAUUCCAUCCCCAUCCCCCGUUGAUGAUGUCGUUUCUCCAUCACAUAUGGCUCCCACUUGGGGGCCAGCCCCGGCUCCAACCACUUCUUGCAUCAAGGUGAACGGUUGUGCAUUCAAUUUGAUCACUUCCAUUUUCAAUCGUAGAAUUUCAUUAUCCACACGAUGUUGUCGAGUACUUUCAACAAUUUCAGAUGAUUGCUUUUACAGAGAGUUCACGCACUCCAAGAGGGUACCAUUUUUCCUACGCAAAGUGAGGAACUAUUGCAGUCAUCAUCAAGCCUGA